CUUCUUCAAUCUCUCUCAUACUCUCUGGUCAGAAAUCGAAAAUGGGCAAUCUGGCGCACCUCGAGAAAAUGGGCAGAGAACUCAACUGCCCAAUCUGUUUGAGUUUGUUGAGUUCUGCUGUUUCGCUGAACUGCAACCAUGUCUUCUGCGAUGCUUGUAUUGUGAAGUCAAUGAAAUUGGCUUCUGAUUGUCCUGUUUGUAAGAUUCCAUAUCAGCGGAGAGAGGUACGCCCUGCUCCUCAUAUGGACAACCUGGUUAGUAUUUACAAAAGCAUGGAGGACGCUUCUGGUGUUAACAUAUUUAUGACUCAGAGUGCACCAUCGACUAAAUCAUCAGAUACAAAGCAGCAAGCUGAAGAUGAGAACCCUGAUGAGCAAGAUCCUCCUAAAUGUUCUCAGAAUAGAGCCGGGAACAAGAAAACAGUCAGAGGGAAAAGAUCAGCGAAAGCUAAAUCCACCCUGAAGAACUCUGAUUCUGUCUCUGUUAAACCUUCAUUUCCAACGAAGAAAAGGGUUCAGGUUCCACAAGGUCCUCUUUCAGAAACCCCUACACGCCCUAAACAGUUACUGGGUGAUUUGAUUCAUGAAAAGUCGAAGCAGGAUUCAAUGACUCUGAAGGAGAAGCCUGUUUUAAUGGAAAACGGAGAACCAGUGCUUUCACCUUUCUUUUGGUUGAGUGACAAAGAUGCUGAAAAUUUAAGUCAGCCUUCUACCAGUGAUCAGCUUAAUGACAUUCCAUCUCCAAAUGUUCCUACUUUCAGUGAUAUUAAGGACUCGGAUGAUGAAGACUGCACUAGAUUGAGCCCACUGGGUGAAGUGCAGGGGAAAUCAUCCUAUGUUGCGGACUUCUUUGAUAGUGAAAUGUUUGAAUGGACACAAAGGCCAUGCUCCCCUGAGCUCGUUGCAGGUCCUUCUAUGAAGCAGGUUGCAGAACGCAAUCAAUUUGAUAGAAUUCAAGUGAAGGAAGUACAGGAGCUAAAAGAAGCUUCACAAAAUAAGAAAAUAGGUGAACUAGCCACUGUUGUAAAAGCAAGGUCCAGAAAUUCUAGACAGAAUUGUGCAAACUUGAUCUUGUCGCCUGGUUUUCCACAUGAUAAAACUGAAGAUGCUAAUCAUCAAAUUGUUUGCACUCAAUCGAACAAGAGAGGCAGACAAGCAGGAAGUAUAAAUAAAACAAAGUUUGCUACAAGUUGUUUGGACCUGGUUGAGGAUGGUAAUGCUAGUUUGAAGGGUUCUGAAGACUCUAAUCAAGAACAUGGUUGCAAGAAUAGGGACAAUUCUGUGGCCAAGGUUGGGAAAAGUAAUAAGAAAGGUCAUCCAGCUCGGCUCGCAGCUAAACCAACAUCUGAAAGCGAUAGUACUGGUUCUGAAAGGCAGAAUCAAGGCAGUGCCGAGAAGGGGUUAACUGAAUUACCUCCUUCAUUAGAAAAGAGUGAAGGUGAUGAUGAAGCUUUUGCCCAAAAGAAGGCUAAGAAAAUCUGCACAGAGAUAAAUGUCGAGAACCAGAUGCGCCGCCCAGUAAGGUCAAAGAAACAAAAGGUGGUCUCUAUGCCUAACAUGCUUGAGGUAUCGGGAAGCAAGAAUAAGCAAGUGAAUAACACUAGUGCACCUGAUUCCUCCCAUGUAAACGUCCUCACAGAUGGUAACAUGAAAAUCUCUAAAGUCCAGAAUAAAUCCUCAAAACUUGAUAGAGAAUCCAAGUCUUGUGAUCUAGAAUUGGAUUUCAACAAAAAGUCCAAAGUUUCAUCUGGUGACAACAAGGCUAAUGAGAUAUCAGAGAUCAAGAAGCAAGCAAAUAAGAGUGCUCGAACGGAGUUGCCCCUCAUAAAUAUCCCUACAAAUGUUAACAGGGGACUUUCAGAAGUCAGAAAACGUGCUAGAGAAGUCAAGUCAUGUGAUCAAGAAUUGAAAACUACCAAAAAGGUGAAAGUAUCCUUUGAUGUCAAUUCAAAAGAUGAGGCUGCUAUUGAGAUUGGUGAGGAUUAUCAUGAUAUUACUGAAGACGGUAACCAACUCACUGAGACGAGCAAAGGCAAUCCGAAUGCUAGACUGUUUACUGACCGAUCAUCAAUGCAGAAGCUUCCUACAUUGAGGAAUGAUGUGGUUAUAAGGAGAUGUGAUGCUGUUGCUAGUAAAGUUCAAUGUGCCUUUUGUCUUUCAUCAGAAGAAUCAGAGGCAUCAGGAGAAAUAGUUCACUAUCAUAAUGGCAAGCCUGUUACUGCAGAUCACAAUGGAGGGUCCAAGGUUAUACAUUCCCAUAGGAACUGCACUGAAUGGGCUCCCAACGUAUACUUUGAAGAUGAUAUUGCUAUGAAUCUUGAAGUUGAGUUAACUAGAAGUCGUAGAAUUAAAUGUUGUUGCUGUGGAACUAAAGGAGCAUCUCUUGGGUGUUUUGAGAAGAGUUGUCGCAAGAGCUUUCAUGUCAGCUGUGCAAAGAUGACUCCUGAAUGUCGAUGGGAUACUGAUAAUUUUGUUAUGUUAUGUCCCAUUCACGCCUCUUCUAAACUGCCAAAUGAAAGUUCUGAAUCUCAAGCAAGGAAGAAGAAGAGCAACCCUACAAAGCAACCUGGUGCUGAUUAUAAUAAAGUUCAUGUUAAUCAAGAAAACAAUACCUCUCAGGAUCUGAAAUUUUGUGGGUCAUCCAAGAAGUUGGUUCUAUGUUGUUCAACUCUCACAAAUGCAGAGAGGGAAUAUGUCACAGAAUUCGAAAGAUUAUCUGGACUGACAGUUUUGAAGAAGUGGGACUUCAGUAUCACACAUGUUGUUGUGCCAACUGAUGAAAAUGGAGCAUGUAGAAGAACCCUCAAAGUAUUGAUGGGAAUCUUGGAGGGGAAGUGGAUACUGAGUAUGGGAUGGAUCAAAGCUUGCUUGGAAGCCAAGAAACUAGUGAAUGAGGAACCUUAUGAAAUUAGCAUUGACAUUUAUGGAAUCAGGGAUGGCCCUCGACUUGGUAGACUAAGACAACAGAAGAAGCAACCAAAACUUUUUGAUGGGCUCAAGUUUUACUUCAUGGGAGAUUAUGUACCUUCAUACAAGGGGUAUCUACAAGACCUUGUAGUAGCUGCUGGAGGAACUGUUUUGCAUAGAAAGCCUGUUCCAGAGAGCCAGAAAGAGUCAUCUGGAAGUCAUCUUGAAUGUCGAACCUUCAUCAUUUAUAGUCUUGAGCUACCUGAUCAAUGUCAUCCUAGUAAGAAGGGCACCAUCUACAACCAAAGGCAGGCUGAUGCAAAGUCUUUGGCAAGUUCUACUGGAGCCAAUGUAGCAAGCGAUUCAUGGAUUUUGAACUCGAUUGCUGCCUGCAAGUUACACCAUCUUUCUGAAUAGAAUAUACAUCUGCCAGAAUUAUGUACAUGUAUCAGAAUUUCUCUAACUUA
Messenger RNA from Argentina anserina (silverweed cinquefoil), 3373 nucleotides. Its product is annotated as protein BREAST CANCER SUSCEPTIBILITY 1 homolog. Gene Ontology annotation, molecular function: ubiquitin-protein transferase activity. Bases 42 to 3323 code for a protein of 1093 amino acids. The transcript is spliced from 14 exons. Gene Ontology annotation, biological process: negative regulation of fatty acid biosynthetic process; positive regulation of transcription by RNA polymerase II; double-strand break repair via homologous recombination. The record is from RefSeq and is a predicted model, not a curated record. Gene Ontology annotation, cellular component: plasma membrane; BRCA1-BARD1 complex; BRCA1-A complex. Lineage: Eukaryota; Viridiplantae; Streptophyta; Magnoliopsida; Rosales; Rosaceae.